Oncorhynchus tshawytscha (Chinook salmon) is the source of this 3112-nucleotide messenger RNA. RefSeq names its product homeobox A11b (gene hoxa11b). The record is from RefSeq and is a predicted model, not a curated record. Gene Ontology annotation, biological process: regulation of transcription by RNA polymerase II; anatomical structure development. NCBI's taxonomy places the organism in Eukaryota, Metazoa, Chordata, Actinopteri, Salmoniformes, Salmonidae. Gene Ontology annotation, cellular component: nucleus. Bases 127 to 993 code for a protein of 288 amino acids. Gene Ontology annotation, molecular function: RNA polymerase II cis-regulatory region sequence-specific DNA binding; DNA-binding transcription factor activity, RNA polymerase II-specific. The transcript is spliced from 2 exons.
CGUCUUAGAAUUUGUUCCUCAACGGAUCUGCUUCAGUGACUGGAGCCUAGCAGCACAUAGGAACGAUGCGAAGGAGGGUUGGUAGACUAUUAGAGUAGGCUACAGGCUACGCAAGAUCGAAUCAUUAUGGAUUUUGAUGAGCGGGUCCCAGUUGGGUCUAAUAUGUAUUUGCCCGGCAGCUGCACCUAUUACGUCUCGGGAACAGACUUCUCAAGCCUCCCUCCUUUUUUGUCCCACCAGAGUCAGUCUUCUUGUCCCAUGACAUAUUCCUACCCAUCCUCAACUCUGCCACAGCUUCCGUCUGUCAGAGAGGUAGCUUUCAGGGACUAUCAUGGCAUUGGUAGCUCCAGUAAAUGGCACCACCAUAGGGGCGGUAUGUCACACUGCUACCCCACUGAGGACACGGUGCAUAGGGACUGUCUAUCAAGCUCGACCUCCUUGGGGGAAAUAUUCACGAGAAAUAACUCCAGUGAUGUCUAUCACACCAGCAGCUCCAAUCCUACAUCAAGUCUCCAGGGCAGUGUGAGUAGGAAUGGAGUGUUACCGCAAGCCUUUGAUCAGUUUUUCGAUACGGCUCAAGGGAGAGCAGACACCACACCAACAAGCGAACACUCCGUGGACGGAACUGCCACCAAACAAUCUAUAGUUCCGGUGACCGGUUCCGACAAGUACCGGGAUACAGAGGAGAGACCGCCGGGCGAGGUGAGCUGCAGCCCCGUGUCUUCUUCCGGCAACAAUGAGGAGAAAUAUAGCGCCAGCGGUGGACAGAGAACCCGUAAGAAGAGAUGUCCAUACACCAAAUACCAAAUCAGAGAAUUGGAGAGGGAGUUCUUUUUCAGUGUUUACAUCAACAAGGAGAAACGUCUUCAACUUUCGAGGAUGCUCAAUCUCACCGACCGCCAAGUUAAAAUUUGGUUUCAAAACAGGAGGAUGAAAGAGAAGAAACUGAACAGAGACCGUUUGCAGUAUUAUACCACGAACCCUAUGCUGUAACACUGGCUGAUGGAUGUCGCCUCCCCUCAGACAAGGCAUGCAUGAAGCUCAUUUCAAAUUCGUUGGUCUGCAAAUUCCUGAUUACACCCCUCCCGUGAUGGACAGUCAUUUGUAGAUGUAUUUGUCCAUCAUACUUAAUUUGUUGAGAGUAAUAUCUAGUGUAAUAUUAUUAUUAUUAGGCCUAUUGGCCUAUUUUAAUUGUAGGUGAUUUCCUUGUUGAUCUUUUGAUCUUGCUAUUUGUUGUUGUGAAAGUGCGGUGUCACCAAAACAGAACAUAUAUCUGCUCGAAUCCUAACUUGCGUAAAAGUGACAUUUUCGAGCAAAUGAUUUAAUUGUCAUCAAUGCAUAAUGCAUGAAUUACACGAACGUUAGAUUUACGCGCGCCCAUUUCAUAUCAAAUUCGACAUUUAACGAUGUAACAUAUUUAACAACCUGUAUCUUUACAUGUAUUAUAUAUAUACCUACAAAAGGUACAUACCUUUUCCAUGACGAGAAGGCAUGAUUUAUCCCUAACUUUGUUGGUUGUUUGUUGUCGCCAUUACACACGCACAGAAGGACUAGGCUAUAGUUUAAAAUAGGCCUGUUAUUUAUGCAUUGAUUUCCAUUGUUUUUGUUCUCGUGAAAUAUUCGACAUACAAAGGUUAUAUUGUAAAAUUGUUCAAUCAUCCCUGAUACUUGAAAGUGUUCGUUUUGUUUAUGUUCUCAAUGUCGGAACAUAUCAGCUAUUUUCCUGCGUUUUUGGCAAGAGAAAAGCUGCUCCAAUACAUUGAGCUAUUGGGACAUUUUAGUUCUUUGUCUUCAUUUUUGAGCCAAUUCAAAUGUUCCUCGGUGUAAAUAGCCUACGAUGGAUUUUGGAAUGAUUAGGCCCUAUAUAGGCUUAGCCUAUUUUACACACCCUAUUGGAGACAUACGAGUCACAGGUCGAGACCUUUCCGUUUGUUUUCUUAGUUUAUUUUCUAAAUUGGAUGAAUGGGUCUAUAUGUCUCGAGAAAAUAUAUCCUUGUAUGAUUCUCGACAUAAAACCUGGCUGCGUGGGUCAUAUCAAAUGUAUGAUGUAUUUGACUUUACAUUGCCCCCAUGGGCCGAAAUGGGAUCCUAUGCCAUUAAUGUUAAAUAUCCAUUACGGAAGUUCCACCCAAAAGGUUGUCUAGCACGUUAUUUUAUUCAACUUUAUGUACCAUGCUAAACCAUCUAUCACCGGACGACUUUUAUAUACAAUCAACGUCUGGAGUUUAAAUGUCCCGCGUUUAAGUUUAUUGUUUCAAAAAUAAUACUAGGCCUAUAAAAAGAGAAUGUAUAGCCUACUUUAAAUAAAUACAGCAUAAUGCUUAAGGUAGCCUAUAUUUAAAAUAAACUUGAUCAGUUGUUGUUUUAUUAUAUUGCCAAAUGUUGACAUUAGACCUACUGAUUGUGUAUUAGGCCUAUGUGUAAAAUUGGCUCACGUUUGUCAAUAUUUCGGUUAAUGUCUUAUAGUUCAAAGCCUAUGGGCGUUCAUGAAUAGUGGGCUAGUGAAAACACCAAUUAAGAGUGAUAGCAGCAUGAAGCUAGUGUAGAUGGCCGGCUGCAGCCAGUCCGGGUGAUGAUGGUCUUGGGCCGUGCAUCCUGUCCGGUCAGGCUAACCGGAAUGCCGCCUUUACGGACACAUCCUCCCUGUUGCUGCAGCAACUUGGCCAUAAAACGCGUCUUCGUCUGGAACAUUUGUACAAUUGGAGUGUAGUGCAAUAAACCGUCUGAGACCAAGGUUAUUAACUGUGACUAAGGGCUUUAAAAACAACGGCUGCCUGCCUGGGAGCAUUGAAAGCUUGUGUUCGCGGACUUUUCCUGCUUCAUUUGUCUCAGCAGCUCAGCGUGCACGGGCAGGAAUAUAUUCAGGAUGGAAUCUGCAGUUCGAACGUGGUUGUUUGUUUGUUCCACUGGGAGGCGCUGCUCGGAUCAAUGUCAUGGAUCAAUGCCGUGGAUGUGGACGGAACUCUGGCCGAGACUCUACUUCCCAUGCAUCAAACAUCCAAAGAUUGACAGACUCAUUACAUUACAGGGUUUCAUUGUUCAGGUAAUUAUCCCGAUGUGUGUAUAAUUGUUACAUAUUCUCUUAUUUUUAUCGAAAUAUAUUUCAAAAUGC